UUUUUCAGGCGCCAAAAGCCAUUAUCAGUUGUUCUUUGCGCGAGGAACGGCAAUCCGGGAUUUACUUCGAAUCUUAGGAAGAGAUAUGAAGACAAUGUAUCUUUGGUACCAGCUUUCAGUCGUUCUAUCAGCACUGUCGUGUGUGAGGCUAGUUCUUGCUAAUGAUGCCUCUAUCACAGGAGUAACUUUCAGAGCGAGGACGAGUUUCAUAGCGUACCAUUUCAACAAAACCUCAUCUUUCCUGGGGAUUACCUUCAGACUUGAAUUUUCAUCAACAAGUUGCAAGGGUGAUUUGAUACUGGUGACAAGCAUGGACACUGAUAACUUUUUCAAAAUUGUCUUGGACAAUGAAGUUAAGACCACCUUCCAUUACAAGCUUGGAGAUGGAGAUUUUAGCGUAUCGGCGUUAGUUCCUGCAAAAAAAUCCUUCUGUGAUGGUCAAAGACAUAUCGUACGAUUUGAACGAUACAAAAAAACAAUCAAGUAUAGUGUGGAUGAUGGUCAAGAAGUACAAACGAACGGGACAGGAAUCACAAUUGGCACUUUUAGUAAGCCAGAUAAGAUUGUCCUUGGAGGAAUUUCCAGCAACAAAUUCGAUGGCUGUGUUUACAGCGCAUCUGUGCUGUUCCACUGGAAAAAAUACCCAAGUAGAAACGUCAAAGUAAAUAUCAUAGAGCGCUAUCUCAAAAAAGAUCCCAGGAUUCAGUCAGGUGCUGUGUUUGUCGGAGCUUGUCCUGAUUCAACAAAAGUAAUUUAUCACAAAAGCCAAGAAUGUACAAGUUCAAACACAGAUAUCUCCAUGAGCGCUGAGGGGGGUGUGAUCGCAAGUCCUCGCCUCGAUAAUUCAAGUCACAUCAGUCGAUGUUCUUGGCGCAUCUCGGCGCCUUUCAAUCAUCGUUUAAAAUUCACACUGCUGUUCUACAAUGCUAGUAGUUUUGAAUCCUGUUCAAACAGUAAAAUCGUUGUCUUUGACGGCUUAUCUAAUUCCUCGAAUGUUCUGGAAAGAUUCUCUUGUCCCAAGUCAAGCAGAGCAUUGUUCACAAGUGGUCGGCAUAUGAUGGUCGAAGCAACUCUUCCCAUGCAGAAAAAUGAUAUUGAUUUCAUUGCCGUUUAUGAUGUUGUGGGAAUCGACGCAGGACCUUGUCCAACAAACAAGAAACUGAGUGGCAAGUCUGGUACGAUACAAAGUCCAAAUUUUCCGAAUAAUUAUGAAGCUGAGCAUGACUGCUCCUGGAUAAUAUCAGUGCCGCGUGGUAAUCACGUGCUGUUGUCGUUUAACCGAACUGACUUCCACAUCCAUUCGUGCAAUAAAAUUUGCGAUUGCGACUUCCUUGAGGUCCGUGCCGGAACGACUGCCGGAGGAAUGCUUCUUGGGAAGUUCUGUGGUAGUGACCCUCCGUCUCCCAUCUAUGUUAACGGAAAUGAUAUGUGGCUGCGUUUUGUGAGUAACAAGCUCUCAAAUAACAAGGGAUUUCGUGCAAAGUUUGAAGCCAUCAGACCACUGAAAGACAAAUGUCCAUGGAACGAGACUUUUACGGCUCGUGAAGGCUUGAUUCUGAGCCCGCGGUUUGCUCUAGAUUAUCCUGGCAAUAUGGAAUGCAUCUGGAGAAUCCAUGUCCCCGAAAAAUCCAGAGUGGAAUUUAAUUUUUCAACACCGAUCUACUUUGACCCGAAUUGUACCGACGUUAUAGAAAUUAGAGACGGACUUCAUGAAAACAGUCCACUGCUCAAACGGUAUUGUGCCUCCUCAGCCACUCCUAACGGGAUCGUUUCGACUGGAAGAGAAAUGUUUGUGCGCUUCAAGUCAGACGGCUACAUACGGGAUCAUGAAGUUUCUAUGGCAGGGUUUAACGCCAGCUACUAUGCCGUGGAUAUCAAGUCAGGCGGAGACUCCCUCAAGACAUGUUUUUAUUUGAGUUUUUUUUAUUUUCUAAUUUUCUCUUUGGUUUGCUUGUAAUUUUGAUUACUGAGAGCAAAAGCGUGAACUUUGUACUUUGUGCGUUUAAUUAGA
This is a messenger RNA of Pocillopora verrucosa, 2011 nucleotides long. Its product is annotated as exoskeleton protein RP43. The record is from RefSeq and is a predicted model, not a curated record. NCBI's taxonomy places the organism in Eukaryota, Metazoa, Cnidaria, Anthozoa, Scleractinia, Pocilloporidae.